AUGAUGGGGUUUCAACAACAAAUGAAUGGAAACACAAUGUCUAACAUGUCUAACAUGGCACAGCAGCAGUCUGAUCAGGAUCAUACAUCAAGGGUUGAACAAUUUCUUUCAAAGCUCAUUGAAUCAUUAGAUCAACAGAAUCCAACACCCACAUCGCCCCCGCUUCCACAACUCACACAGCAGCCCCGUAUCAUAAUCAACGGAACACCUUUUGGGUCUCGAGAUCAGUUUCAGCAGUUAUGGAUAUCAUUACCUGCCUCAAAUCAUCAAAUCACUUCAUUGGACGUUCAUUUUCUACCAUCGGGCAAUACAGGAUUAGGGCAGUUUAUUGUGUUGGCUCACAUGAAAGUCAGGUUUGAUGAGUCUGGGAAAAACAAGUUGGGAGAGACUGCAUUGUUCAAUAACUCAACCGUAUCUUCGACUAGGGUGCUUUGGAGUCAUUGGUUUGGUGUUACCCUUUCGUGUGUCAUUGAUUCCUCAAUGCUGAAUAAUCCAAACUCCGAAUGUAUUUCUUGUUGGGAUUACAGGUUCACCGAAAAUCCAACAAAAUCGAUCUUUAAAGUCGAGUAA
Messenger RNA from Pichia kudriavzevii, 570 nucleotides. RefSeq lists its product as uncharacterized. The transcript has a single exon. The record is from RefSeq and is a predicted model, not a curated record. NCBI's taxonomy places the organism in Eukaryota, Fungi, Ascomycota, Pichiomycetes, Pichiales, Pichiaceae. The coding region runs from base 1 to 570 and encodes 189 amino acids.